GGAGAAACAGACUGACAACAAAACAUCUUCCUCCUCCUCAACAUCAUCAUCACCAAGGGAGAACCAUGAAAAAGGCAAAGCAGGUCGACAAUGGCAAUGAACCACCAACAUAUCAGGAAACGGUGGCAGGCAUUGAGGAGAUGCAGGUCCAGUUUUUGUGGGAUGACCAGACCGUCAGGCGGACCUUCAUCCGGAAGGUCUAUGCCAUUCUCAUGGUCCAACUCUUAGUGACUGUGGGAAUUGUUGCCCUCUUUACAUUUUGCGCACCCGUCAGGUUCUUCAUCCAGACUCACCCCAGCUUGUACAUGGCAUCUUAUCUCCUGUUCUUUGUCACAUACAUCGCUCUGUCCUGCUGUGGGGACUUGAGGAGGCAGGUUCCCUGGAACAUCAUUUUGUUAGUUAUCUUUACUUUAAGUAUGGCCUUCAUGAUGGGAUUUGUGUCGAGCUUUUACAACACCAAGUCGGUGAUGCUGUGUUUGGGAAUCACCGCCAUUGUCUGCUUCUCUAUCACCGUCUUCAGCUUCCAAAGCAAAGUUGACGUGACUUCCUGUCAAGGCAUCCUGUUUUCGUUAUGUAUGGUCAUGUUGCUGGGCGCCAUCGUUCUCACCGCCGUGCCGUUUGGAUACAUUCCUUGGUUACAAGCCAUUUACGCCGUCUUCGGAGCCAUCCUCUUCACUCUGUUUCUGGCAUUCGACACGCAGAUGCUGCUUGGGAACAAGCGCUUCAGCAUCAGUCCAGAAGAAUAUGUUUUUGCCACACUCAGCAUCUACCUGGACAUCAUCUACCUGUUCAGCUUCCUGUUACAGCUCGCGGGAGGAGGUCGCGACUGAAGCGCAUCCUCGUAUGCGAGCUCUGGUCGUCUUCGCUGAAGUCUGGCGGUUUGCAAAUUUACAAAACUUUACCACGCUUUACCUUUGUGUCAGCCUUUUUAGAACGUGUGCACGUUGUGGGGAUUUUGACUGGUGUGAUUUGUGACAUAAUACCUGACUGUAAUACUCCUUUGGUUGGACAGGAGAAGGAAUUACAGUAAUCUGUGAUGAGCUGUCCUUUCAUUCCAUAAGGACAGUAUGGGAGUGAGGACUGAUGAAAGUCUGGUGAACAACUUGCACUUUUUAAAUCUGGCGCGGUUGAGUUUGUGUUCAUGACCAUUUGUUGUAUUUGAUGCAGAUCUUUUAUACAUGU
Molecule: messenger RNA, 1182 nt
Organism: Syngnathus typhle (broad-nosed pipefish)
Lineage: Eukaryota; Metazoa; Chordata; Actinopteri; Syngnathiformes; Syngnathidae
Gene: faim2b
Product: Fas apoptotic inhibitory molecule 2b
Exons: 12
Coding region: 66-830 (254 amino acids)
Biological process (GO): negative regulation of apoptotic signaling pathway
Cellular component (GO): Golgi apparatus; membrane; endoplasmic reticulum
Source: RefSeq, a predicted model, not a curated record